UGGAUUAAGCCUACAAGGAGGGAGCUUCAGGCUAGUUGCCAAGAGGACCUUCUGGCCGUGCAGACUGUCAGCCAGGGGAACAGGCUGCCCCACGAAGUGGCGAGUUCUCCUUCCCUGGAGGUCUUCAAGCAGCAGCCGGACGAUUCUGAACCUGCAGAUCUGUUGAAGGUAUUAGAUUUCCAUAAUUUACCCGAUGGCAUAUCGAAAACGACGGGCUUCUGCACAAACAGGCGGUCCUCCAAGGGAGCAGAUGUGGCCUAUCGUGUAACCAAGGAUGCCCAGCUGAGUGCCCCAACCAAGCAGCUUUAUCCUGCAUCUCCAUUUCCUGAAGAUUUCUCUAUCCUAACCACGGUAAAAGCCAAGAAGGGAGGCCAGUCUUUCUUGAUCUCCAUUUACAACGAGCAAGGCAUCCAACAGAUUGGUGUGGAGUUGGGACGAUCCCCAGUUUUCCUGUAUGAGGAUCACAUGGAGAAGCCGGGCCCGGAUAACUAUCCUCUCUUCCGGGGCAUCAACCUCUCGGACGGCAAAUGGCAUCGGGUCGCUUUCAGUGUUCAUAAGAAGAAUGUCACUCUGAUUUUGGACUGUAAAAAAAAGGUCACCAAGUUCUUGGACCGGAGCGACCACCCCAUCAUUGAUGUUAAUGGUAUCAUUGUCUUUGGAACAAGAAUCUUGGAUGAAGAAGUAUUUGAGGGCGAUAUCCAGCAGCUGCUAAUUGUGUCAGACCAUCAAGCGGCCUACGAUUACUGUGAACACUACAGCCCAGACUGCGACACGGCUGUGCCAGACGUGCCUCAUUCUCAAGAUCCAAACCCCGAUGAAUACUACCCGGAUGGGAAUGGGAACCUGGAAGGAGAAGGAGAAACUUACUAUUAUGAAUACCCCUAUUAUGAAGACCUCGAUGAUACAGGCAAAGCCGCCCCAACCACUGCCCAGCCUGUGGAAACUGAUGAGGUAGCCAGGGAAGUGACUGAAACCACUGAGAGCCUCACCCCUCCGCCCACACCCCCACUGGAGGUGGAGAAGACCCCGGAGGAGACCCCCACGGAAGAGGACGAUCUGCUGAUAGAUGAAUACAACUAUGGACCCAUUACAGAUGAGUACUACACGCCAAUCCCUUAUGAAGAUCUCAACUAUGAAGACCUUGACAAUUUUGAUAAGCUCCCAGAAGGUGGCAUUGAGGCAGAAGUUCCCACCAGCACAGUUAUCACCUACAAUGAAACUGAUAGCACACCAAGCACAGGAAGAGUAAGUGAAGGUGAAGAAGAUCCUGACAAAGACUUCUCUGUCACUGAGUAUGAGGAAGGAUACUAUGACGGUUACUUCGACAGAACGGAGUCUCCUGAUAUUGGACCUGGAAUGCCUGCUAACCAGGAUACCAUUUAUGAAGGGAUCAGCGGACCUCGAGGUGAAAAAGGGCAGAAGGGAGAACCAGCAAUCGUUGAGCCGGGCAUGCUUCUCGAAGGACCACCUGGCCCAGAAGGCCCAGCAGGACUUCCAGGCCCUCCAGGAACAACUGGGCCAGUGGGCCCAAUCGGAGAUCCUGGGGAAAGG
Python bivittatus (Burmese python) is the source of this 1551-nucleotide messenger RNA. NCBI's taxonomy places the organism in Eukaryota, Metazoa, Chordata, Lepidosauria, Squamata, Pythonidae. The record is from RefSeq and is a predicted model, not a curated record.